Messenger RNA from Schistocerca piceifrons (Central American locust), 1194 nucleotides. RefSeq lists its product as uncharacterized. The record is from RefSeq and is a predicted model, not a curated record. Bases 1 to 1194 code for a protein of 397 amino acids. The transcript has a single exon. Lineage: Eukaryota; Metazoa; Arthropoda; Insecta; Orthoptera; Acrididae. Gene Ontology annotation, biological process: chromatin remodeling. Gene Ontology annotation, cellular component: nucleus.
AUGACUCUUAGAGUACCCAUUGGUUCAGACAGAUUCAUCACCUUCGUCUCUGCAUAUGCUCCUACUUUAGACAGUGAUGAAGACACAAAGAAUCAGUUCUACCACCAACUGAACAGUACUCUCUCUAAAAUACCCAUUCAAGAUAAAGUAAUUAUACUUGGUGAUUUCAAUGCCAGAGUGGGAAGGGACAACCGUUUUUGGGGAGACGUCAUGGGUAAACAAGGGGUGGGAAACUGCAAUGCAAAUGGGUUGUUACUUCUUGGUCUAUGUGCUGAGCACGAGCUUUUCAUCUCCAAUACCCAAUUCCGUUUGCAUAACCGCUAUAAGACCACAUGGAUGCACCCACGCUCCAAACAUUGGCAUCUUACAGACAAUGUUAUUACGCGACAGCGUGACAAGAAAGACAUUCUCAUCACAAAAGCAGCACUAAACAUCGAUGAGUGCUGGACUGACCAUAGACUUUUAGUCAGCCGUUUGAGAGUACCAAAGUAUCGCAACCCACGAUCCCACUUUUCAAACCCACCACGCAGAAAAUUCAACAUAAGCAACCUGAACAACAAAAACGUUCGCUCACACUUCCAAGACAUACUGUCUGAACAACUUAACAAAGCUCCAGCAACCACAGAUGACGUCGAACAAGAAUGGGCCACAUUAAUGAACAUCAUCAAAGAAACUGCUGAGAAUGUUGUUGGUUUUAGUGCACGGAAAAGAAGUGACUGGUUUGAUGACAACCAUGGAGAAAUCCAAGCCAUCAUCAAUGCAAAGCGGGAUGCUUACCUAUCCCUUGCUCAAGAUCCGUCCUGCGCAGAAAAGAAAGCACACUUUCAAGAACUCAAGCAGAAAUGUCAAAGUGAAAUACGAGUAAUCAAGAACAAAUGGUGGCAACAGAAAGCCACAGAACUCCAAAAUCUUUCCGAUACAAGGAACCCGCGUGGCUUCUACGCUGGUAUUAAAGAGCUGUAUGGACCUAUCCGCUCCUCAUCAGGAACACUGAAAGUUGCUGACAACUCCACCAUUCUUACUGAAAGUCAGGACAUCUUAAAUCGUUGGAAAGAGCACUUCAGCUCACUGUUAAACCGCCCUUCUACUGCCGCUGGAGAUUUUCUCAGAAAUGUACCACAGCACCCUCCAAAACCCUGGAUGGCUGAUCCUCCAACUUUUCAAGAAUUUUGCAAGGCACUCAAGAGUGUGUAA